Kuraishia capsulata CBS 1993 is the source of this 1896-nucleotide messenger RNA. RefSeq lists its product as uncharacterized. The coding region runs from base 1 to 1896 and encodes 631 amino acids. Gene Ontology annotation, molecular function: protein binding. Lineage: Eukaryota; Fungi; Ascomycota; Pichiomycetes; Pichiales; Pichiaceae. The transcript has a single exon. The record is from RefSeq and is a predicted model, not a curated record.
AUGGACUCGAUCUCUCAUCCUUUCGAGGGCAAAUCAGCAUUUGACGAGAUCCCCAUAGAGAUAUGGCAUAUCAUUUGCAAGCAUCUGGAACCAGCUCAGAAGUUCAACCUUUCGUUGGUUAACCGUCACAUGAAUUCUCUAAUCUCCAACGACGAGUUGUGGUUUGAGGAUGUUAGAUCAUUGUGGUAUAUAUUCGAUAAUUCCAGCAAGUUUUCACCCUUGGCAGAUUGGACUUGUCCCUCGUCAGGGUUCUACAAAGAGUAUGCACGCAGACAGCGACAGGACGCGUACAUAGAGUCCAGAAUCGAACGUGCAAUAUCCUCGGGCAAUUUUGGCGAUUUCCCCAAGGAAAUCCUGCAUUUGGGAGAAAUAUGUGUUCCCGUUUUAGUGAGAAUGCAAGAUCACUAUGGUCCCUCUUUUGCUGUUGAAAAAAAAGAAGGAGAUCAUACUAGGUUCUGCUAUCCAGCAGAGUCCAAACGUCGGCAUCUCGAGCGUAGAUUGCAGUCCUUGACGAAAAUAUAUGUGGCUUCACAAACAUUGAGUAUGGUACGCUUUAGGAGAGUGGGUGGGCUCGUUUUCGAGGCUUUUGAGAAGGAAUCCUCGCAAUGGGCAGGAAACAUCACUGUUGAGGACAUGAUGAUGGAGAUAUGUCACUUGGACCCCAACUACUAUGAGCUUUUUGCUAUUCGAAAACGGGUACUACGUCUUACGGUAGAUAAGGUGAAGGCUCAUGAAGAGUCUCAUGCUGAUGAUACCGUGUCCACAGCUUCAAGAGUAAGACUAGUACAUAUGAUUUUGCGGGAUGUGAUCAGAAGUCAGUGUGCCAACGUUGAAGGUUUUGGGGUUCCUUUGGAUCUAGUGAUUGACGACCAUAUGCUACUAAGAUACUAUUCUGGUGAUGUUGAAGGGACUCCAUAUUGCCAAUUGGCCGCAAUCUCCGAGGUUUGUUGUGAACUUGGAAUGAAAACCACCUUCGUGGGUCAAUCUCUCUUUGUACGUGAUCAAGGUUCAAGCCUUUGUUCGGUAUUGCUCACACUUCAACAGCUGGAGAUCCAUGAGGUCAGACUUGAACAAGACACGCCUCAGAAUAGCAGCUCUCAGGAAUUGUCCCUCCCCUUAACGCAAGAAGUUACUCGUGAAUUUUUACAUCAAUUUCUUGAACGAAACACAAACAAUGCGCGAGAACCGGGCGGAAAUUACGAUUAUUUUGCUGAGGACCAUUACUUGAGCAUCCCCCCAAGUCCAAUGCCUUGGCGGGCACAACAGCGAAACGUGUGUGCCAAUUACCAUAAUAACGAGAAAGACAUGUUCCCGUUGAUUGCUUUGUAUAUGUAUGUGUCGCAUGAGAAAAAGAUGGUUGAUCGUGAGGAGACCAAAGAUCUGUUGUCAGCAGUCUCAAGUCGUUCUGAGCGGCUCUAUCCACAUCACCUCCAAACCAUGCUUUCCAUCAUAAAAGACUAUUCGGACCUCAAGGACUUGUCUGAUGAUGCCAAAGAACUGGGCCUCACAAACGAUGCGUCGCUUUCGUUUCCUUUCUACUUCGAGUCAUUCUCAUCUUAUACUAGUCUGGCCAAUUAUAAAUUUGCCAGUGGCACCAUUGUUCUCUACAAAGAGAGAGAAUUGUGUGUGUAUCUUGCACGUGCAGUUGAUCGAACAAACUCUCCACACAGACUCGAAGAUGUUCUCUUCUGCUACUCUUUAUAUGGCGAACUUCUAGAGGUACGCGAGACCUCAUUGAGUCCUGCAAACAACAUAUCGGACGAUUCAAUACGCAAAUUCGCAGAAUUCGAUGAGAUCGGUGCUUAUUUCGAAAAAUUCGACUGGGAUAAGCGUGUAUUCGUCCCAAAUCUGAUUUUCCAGAAAUUUAUCGGAGACCGACUUGUUGAGAUGCGAUGA